CGUUGACGUUGCAGGUUCUCGUUCGCGCGCGCGACUAAAAGAUGGCCCGUACCAAGCAGACAGCUCGUAAAUCGACCGGUGGUAAGGCGCCGCGUAAACAACUCGCCACCAAGGCGGCUCGUAAGAGCGCACCAGCAACCGGUGGUGUCAAGAAGCCCCAUCGCUACAGGCCCGGCACCGUCGCCCUCCGUGAGAUCCGUCGUUACCAAAAGAGUACCGAAUUGCUGAUCCGCAAGCUGCCGUUCCAGCGUUUGGUGCGUGAGAUCGCUCAAGAUUUCAAGACUGAUCUCCGUUUCCAGAGUUCCGCUGUGAUGGCCCUCCAGGAGGCGAGCGAGGCAUACCUCGUCGGUCUCUUCGAAGACACCAACCUUUGCGCUAUUAUAAUUAUGACCGGUCGCGGUAAGGGAGGCAAAGGUCUGGGAAAGGGAGGAGCUAAGCGUCACAGGAAGGUACUCCGUGAUAACAUCCAAGGUAUCACCAAGCCGGCCAUCCGUCGUCUCGCCCGCAGAGGAGGCGUCAAGCGUAUCUCCGGUUUGAUAUACGAGGAGACUCGUGGUGUCCUCAAGGUGUUCCUCGAGAACGUGAUCCGCGACGCGGUCACUUACACCGAGCACGCCAAGAGGAAGACCGUCACUGCUAUGGACGUCGUCUACGCUCUGAAACGUCAGGGCCGCACCCUCUACGGUUUCGGUGGUUAA
This is a messenger RNA of Pectinophora gossypiella (pink bollworm), 698 nucleotides long. RefSeq names its product histone H4. Bases 42 to 698 code for a protein of 218 amino acids. Gene Ontology annotation, biological process: nucleosome assembly. Gene Ontology annotation, cellular component: nucleosome. The transcript is spliced from 2 exons. Lineage: Eukaryota; Metazoa; Arthropoda; Insecta; Lepidoptera; Gelechiidae. Gene Ontology annotation, molecular function: structural constituent of chromatin; DNA binding; protein heterodimerization activity. The record is from RefSeq and is a predicted model, not a curated record.